This is a messenger RNA of Papilio machaon (common yellow swallowtail), 4768 nucleotides long. RefSeq names its product nucleolar protein dao-5. The record is from RefSeq and is a predicted model, not a curated record. The coding region runs from base 59 to 4621 and encodes 1520 amino acids. The transcript has a single exon. Lineage: Eukaryota; Metazoa; Arthropoda; Insecta; Lepidoptera; Papilionidae.
CAACCCGUUUACUGAUUCAGUUGACCGCAGUUUUCGUCGCGAUUCGUGAUGUAAAAACAUGAUCCGAGUUUUAGCGUUUCUCGUGUUCCAAUAUACGUUGUGCUUGACAAUCCGAGUACCAAUUGAGUGGAAUGAUAACAGUGAAGUGCAAAAAGAUCAGUUAAAUAACCAAAAUGAUUUACCAGUUGAGACAUCUGCACCAAAACCGGCACAGCAAAUUGUACAGAAAACAAUCCCUACAGAGUAUUUUGAAUACACAGCCAACAAACCGCAAUUUGCUGUUGAAGUUGCCAAUUUCCACGGUGUGAAAUCUCCAGAGAACCAUUUCAAGGCCCACCCUGUUAUACCACAUACAGGUGUCAACAAACCUGAACUCGGAAAACAUAAAAUUUUCGAUCCCAGAAAACAGGUACAUGCCCCUUACCGCCAAUUUAUAAACAAUAACAAACAUCUUACUCAUGUAACACCAGUUUCAACUAAAUAUAAUAUAUUCCAUCCUUACAAGGUGGAGGAACCGGCGUUAAAAAUUAUUUACCGAGAUCCUUUUCUUUCAAAAGUACAAAAUGACGUAAGGGCAACUAAAAAUCGAUUGCAGUUAUACGAAAAUAGUGCUGGCGAAUCUGAUAUCAAAACGAGUGAAAAUUUGGAAAGCCCGAAUGAAACAGACCGCAAAAAAAGUCCUCCUCAAAACAAACCAACCCAAUUUGAAAUUCAUAGACCACAACGGCGCCCUGCAUACUACAUGCCUCCAAUAACAAAAAACAAUCGAGAUAAUAUUUUGAAUAAUAAAAUAAGACAUCCAUGGGGACAAAGUUAUGGUAAAGUUACUCCAAAUCACUAUCGUCCAAUAAAGAACCAUUUGCAGAACAUUAGGCAGCAACACGCCUUAAAAUAUGGUGAUGAAAACAAUGAAUAUCCCCAAUUACAACCUGCCGAAAUACACGAAGAAAAGCCUGAUGGAUAUGACAUUUAUGAAAAAGGCAAGGAAAAAUUUUCUCAGUUAAGAAAUGAUGUAGAUGAAUCCAUUACCAAAGCAGUUAACGAAAAUCGUCCAAGUAGACAUCAAGCCUUAGAAUUACAAAGCACCAGUAAUGAAAAUGAAAAUGAUGACGAUGAAGUGGAGUUUUCUCCCGUUAAAAAUUAUGCCCAAGUAAGAAAAAUUGAAACAGUUAAACAUGUUCCUCGAGAUGCAGCAUUUUUUGACGCCGACACAUAUGAAGAUAUAUUAAACGCACCUCGCCUUAGAGAAGCGGUGAAAAGUUCCAAAGCUCACACUAUUUAUUCAGAAGAGGGUUAUGAAGAUGCUGCUUAUGAUCACGCUGGGGAGCAAAAACAUGCAUCUGAUCACGAAGGUCACGGAGGUUAUCUUAAAGAAAACGAGGCAAGUGAAGGAAAAUAUAAAAUACCAAGUUUUAACGGUAAAUACGAAGAUGCAAAAGGGAGUUCAUACGGAGAUAGUAUAAUACACGGAGAAAAGUGGAAAAACAAUGAAAAAGAAAAAGAGGAAUUAAAAGAAGAGAACGAUUAUUCUGAGAAUGAUAGUGAUUAUUUCAUUGAAAAUAAUGAAGAUAGCCAACGAUUGACAAAUGACCACACAAAUAAAAGAAACGCCCCCGAAAGUGAACAUUUUCAAGACCAAAACUCUCAACAUGACUUAACUAAAAGGGAAACAAAUUUCGAGGUACCCGAAAUAAAAUUAAGUUCAACUUUUCUAACUGAAGAAGAACUGCAAAAAAAAUCUCAAAAUAAAACUCAACUCGAUAAAUUUGAUCAUACAUCAUCUAAGUAUCCAUAUUACUAUCAAACUUUGGAAGCUAUUAAUAAAGACUCGCCCUUAAGAUAUGCUGAAAAUUUAAAAAAUAUUCCAAAAAAGACUAAAGGGGGAACUGAGUUCUAUGAUUCUCGAAAUCAAUACGAAUGUCCUGAAGUAGAUGACAACGUUGAUCCAAUCCCAGAAAAAAUAAAAAAAGGUGGUCAUCCUGAUGACAACAACGAAGAUGACGAUGACCAAAGCUCAAAAGAAAGCGACAAGAAACAACGUUUGAAAGGUCUUGGUGAUAAAAUUGAUUGUUUUAAAGUUAAAUAUUUCGGAGAAAACCCUUUAGAUAGCCCAUUUUUCGAGGAAGACCUUAUUUCACAUCCAGAACCAAUUACAGCACCAAUUUCGAAUAUAUUUAAAUUAUACGAUGAACAAAACAAUCCCUUAGUAGAUGAGACUCAAACUAAUAAUGGGAUGAAUCAAGAACGGGUAAAACAUAAUAUCAUAAAAGAUAACGAUAAAGUUAAGGAGGGAAUAUAUGUUAAUAAGCACUUAGCGAGAAAAAAAAGAGCAACUCCUUUUAUUUACGAACCGUAUAAAAUAAUAAGGGAUAGUCAAAAUCAGGAUUCGAAGAAAACAACUACAUCGAGUAAUGUAAGUCCAUUAAUCAAACAAUUGCAGUCAAGUAGAGUGGUGGAUAGAGUUACAACAAACUUAAAUAAAGAUCAACCAGUUAAAAGAAAUACCGGAAACCUUACUUAUAAAAACAUAAGCAAAAAAGAUAGGGAAAAAAAUUAUAAUACAUCUGAAAAAGAAAUAACCAAUAUAACAUUUGUGGAUGUUAAUGAAGGUUUGCGCCAAGGUGAACCUAGAUUUGAACAAAGGCCACUAAAUCACAAAUUUCAGUAUACGCCUAUACAAUUAAAAAAAUCGAUGUCUCCUGAAGAUUAUAAAAAUCAUACAAGCGACACUGACACGGAAGAAAAAUCUAAAAGCCAAGAAACACGUACCGAAAGGGAACAUAAUAAAAAGAAUGAUAAUUCAAAUAGAGAAUUUUUUGAUGUAUCUAAAUAUUUACCAGAAUCGUUGGAGUUACAAAAACCUGAGUCAUCCAACAAAGUAAAAAAAAUUAGGGAAUUUUCUGAUCACAAACCAGACGCUUUAGAAGCAGAUGUGGUACCUGAAUCCCAAGAAAGUAAAGAAAGUGACGAGUAUGAUGAAUAUGACGAUGACGAAGAUGAAGAGAUCGUUCUUACAACAACCUCAACCACGACUACAUCAAAACCAACGAUGAGAAAGAGAAUUCGAAUACUUACUACUACAAGCACACCUCGUAAUGAAGAAAUAGUAGACCAACCGGUACCUAAAUUGCAGUUAACUACACGGUUCCGCAAUCCCAUAGAUAAAGGAAGUCAUGCGGGUGAAGUCUCAAGGCCAAUCAAUAAAAAAAUGACUGACGAAGAUGACAUCAAUAUUCCUAAAUAUAGAGAAAAGAAAAGGAAAAGUGCUAAAAGCACUUUUGUAACAGAUACAAAAAGCUAUGACGAAGGAAACGACGACACGAGAAAAGAAGACAUUGAUAAAUUAAUUGGCAUUAAACACGAUAUGGAAGAAUACAUUCCUCACUACGAGAAAGAAAACGAGACAAAACAAAAACUGAACUCGAAAACAAACUAUAAAAACGACUCUGAAACUGAUGACAGAAAUGACGAUGAAGAUGAAGACGACAGUGAAGAAGGUGAUGAAGAUGAUGAGGAUGAUGAGGAUGAUGAUGAUUCUGAUAGUAAUGAUGAUUCCGCUGAUACCAAGGAUAGUGAUGAAAGCAUAGAAGAUGACAUUGAAGUUACUACGCCUGAACCAACUAAGCAAACGCUUCUUGAAACAACGAUAGCUCCUGAAACUACAACAGCAGUUAGAAAAAUUAAAAUAGAUCUGAAACCUGAAAUAUCUAAGAAAAAAAUUGAAAUACAUAAAGAUCUCCCAGGCAAUAACAAUCUAACUCAAUUCAAACAAGAUAUUAAGGAAAUAGAAGUAAUCAAAGAAAUACCUGGAAAAACAUCACAAAAAAAUGAGGAAAUUCUACAAUUAUAUAAAGAUGAAAAUUUAGCCCGAGAAGUAAAUAAAAUAUUUGAUGUUGAAAUAUUUGACGAUGAUGUUGAUCUCAAAGACGGUCCACGACACGGAGGCAAUUACAGAAGUAUAGAAUCUAUGGAAUCGGAAAAUACACCGACUUUGGCAAGAAAAGAAAAUAUUGAAGAACCCUUAAAUUUUUCUAGAAAGGUUUCUCCUUCUGUAGAAAAUGAAACUACAAAACAUACCAAACGGAAGCAAGAGAGGAGAAGACAGCACGAAAACGUUAGAACAAGAAGUACGACUCAACGAUCAAGACGAAGUCGUGGCCCAAAUCCUAGGAUAAGGGACCUCAAUAAUGCCCCAAAUACGUUAUCUGGUACAACAGUACAAGGCGGUAACUUGAAAUUAGACCAGGGGGAGAAUAGAAGUAACCAAAAUAAAAAGAGUGAAAAACUCAUAGAGUUAAAUGAAGAACAUGAUGAAGAUAAUAAUGGAGAUGGUAGUGGAAAUAUGCACGGCGGGAACUUUAAAUCUUAUGGUAAUUCCAGGAGUAGCGGUAGAGAUUUGCAUGGAGGUAAUUACAGAAGUGCAAGAAUCACUCAAGCUAAUGAACAUAAUAAACAACCUUCGCGACGAAGAAAGGAAAAUAAAGACGAUAAUUCUAAACAUAUGACAACAAAUUCAAUAUCAGUACUCGAUACUUUUGCACGUGUUAUUCCAACAUUAACCACCUCUGCGCCCUUUAUUUUAGAUCCUAGCAAAAGAAUGUAUUAUUAUGUCGAUUCGUAAAGAAUCUUUAUGUUAGUAGAAUUUAGUAUAAAUUAUGCUAGGAUCCAAAAUUAGCAGUGCCACUAAUAGUUUUCUACUAUAACGUUUGUGAAAGUGUUGAAAAUUUGUUUACAUGAUAUAAAUUUAUGCCUUGUAAGGUCACUACGA